Molecule: messenger RNA, 1597 nt
Organism: Leptonychotes weddellii (Weddell seal)
Lineage: Eukaryota; Metazoa; Chordata; Mammalia; Carnivora; Phocidae
Source: RefSeq, a predicted model, not a curated record
GUCAGAACAACCCAGAUCCAUUUGGCCCCCCUCCUGGAGAACGGAGCCAUGCUUACCGGCUGGGCACCUGACUUCCAUUUCCUUCCCUCCGAGCGGUGACCCGUGGCUGUUGUUCUUUGUCCAGGUAUGUACCCUUUAGCUGCGGCAACCCCGGAGGCUGAGAGCAGCCGGAAGCUGACCCACUUGCUGAACGCAGUGACCGACGCUCUGGUCUGGGUGAUUGCCGAGAGCGGGAUUCCCUCCCAGCAGCGGCCCGUGCGCCUGGCUAACCUCCUGAUGCUCCUUUCUCAUGUCAGACACGCCAGUAACAAGGGCAUGGAACACCUGCUUAACAUGAAAUGCAAGAACGUGGUCCCAGUCUACGACCUGCUGCUGGAGAUGCUGAAUGCACACACGCUUCGCGGGUACAAGUCCUCGCUCACCGGGGCCGAGUGCAGCCCAGCAGAGGAGAGUAAGCACAGGGAGGGCUCCCAGAAGCCCCUGUCUCAGUGAUGCCCAGUCCAAGGCGAAGAGGCCACAGAGGAGGUCAGAGGCUGAAGUGUGAACUCCAGUGCAAACCGUGAGCUCCAUCCGGGAGUGGGCAGGCUUCACCGUCUUGCUCGUGUGUGGUCCCUCAUUUGGUUAUGGCAGGCCCAGUCGAGUACCGUCCUUCGCCCGACCUCCCCACUUGCCAAGAGUCAGGGUGAGAAAGCUGCAGUGUUCCUUGUUACCAGGGGGCAUGUUCGAAUGUGGACUUUACCUCUUACUCGGCCUCAUAGGAUCUCAGUGUGGUCCCUUUCUUUCUUUCCAUCUCCCUUCCACCCCUCUGGAAAACAUGUUAAAGGUUUGGGAAUGAAUGGUGGAAAUCCGCUGUGGAAGGUUUGUAAAGUAGAGAGGGAAGAGGAUGGGGCCCUUAUAGGAAGUGGACUAACCUUUAUUGUGCAACGUAACCUGCCCUCAGAUAGACCUCCAUUUGCUCUCUUCAGGGCCACUUGAUGGUAGGAUGGAAAACCAUGACAACGAACGAACUAGUUCCACACACCUACCUCACAGGCCUGUGAGGACUGAGGUCAUGUAUCGCUCUUACUGUUGAAGGCCAGAGGGAUUGUGAUCUGGGGAGCCAGGGGUCAGGCUGGGAGGUGAGCCAUGCCCUUCCCCCAGACCUUGCUGCCAUCUCCAUAGAGGUUCAUUCCUCUUGAUUUGCAUUCAUAGAGCCUGCUGAUUAUUUGGGGGUGCAUUUAUGUUUGUGAUCACUUUUAUGGAGGAUUGUGGGGAUUUAAAUCUCUCUGCCCCUUCCUUAAAACUCUCUUGUCCCACAGAGCCCAGCCCAGUGUGUGCUGGAGAAAGGCCCAGCGUUUGCAGGAACGGGUUUCUCCUGUGGGUUUGGGUCACAGCCACGUUGCUUCCCUGGGGCAGCCAGGGAACCACCCGCCACAUCAGCCAUCCACGGACAGGGAUACGUCGGGCUGUAUGUGCAAGGCAUGCUGUUCCAUGGAAAGAUGAAGGGCUACUGACACACCUGUGUGUCAGGUUCAGGGCCAGACUGUGUAGACUUGGUGAGCAUAUCACCUGAGCAAGACCUGGUUUGUGAACCCUACUUAAAAAAAAAAAAAAAAAA